AUGUCCAAGUCAAUCGUCAACCGAACCCCCUACCCCUUCUCCUUCCCCCCUCUAUCCCCAAACACAUCCCUCUCCCUCCCAAACACCCGAGGCCGCCUCCCCAGCAUACAAGCCUCCCGCCUGCGCAGCAUGAUCCUAGACGCGCACAGCUCCCCAACCAAGAUCCUCGCACACGUCUGCAGCUACGACGCCCUGACCUCGAAGCUGUGCGAAGACGCCGGCUUCCCGCUCGUGUUUCUGGCCGGGUACGCAAUGGCGAGCUCGCUUGCCCUGCCUGAUACAGGGUACAUUGCCUUCCCGGAAGUCGCGGCGAAGGUCCAGGAGGUUGUGCGGGUUGUGGAUGUUCCUGUCCUCGUUGAUGGGGAUACGGGGUAUGGGGGGCCGAUGAAUGUUAGGAGGACUGUGCAGGGGUUCGCGCAUGCAGGCGCAGCUGGGGUCAUGAUUGAAGACCAAACCUGGCCUAAACGCUGCGGCCACACAAAAGGUAAAUCCGUGGUAAGCCGGUCCGAAGCCUACGCACGGUGGCGGGCAGCGGUCGACGCCCGGAACGAAGGAUUGGAUAUCUGGAUCCUAGCACGCACAGACUCCUUUAUCCACGGAUACGACGAGGCAGUGACGCGGGCCCGCGAAGCUAUAGCGAUCGGCGUUGACUGUGUCUUUGUCGAGGCACUUCCUGAUAAGGAGACCAUGGCCAGGCUAAGGGCUGAUUUAGAUUUCCCUGUCUUGGGGAAUAUAAUUGAGGGCGGCAAGACGGAGAAUGUUUCGGCUAAGGAGCUGGGCGAGAUUGGGUACAGUGCUGUUGCGUAUCCGUGGACGCUUGUUGCGGCGAAGUUGAGGAGUGUGAGGGAGGCAUUGGAGGGGAUUAAGGAGAGCUUUUUGGUGGGAGGGCCGCCGGUUGUGCUGGGGUAUGAGGAGGUCUGUGAAGGGGUUGGUUUUAACAGAUAUUAUGAGGUUGAGGAGAGAUAUCAGUUUGAGGGCUCGACGACGGGGAGUAGGGGGUAUCAGUGGGAGGGCCAUACACAUAGGUGA
Messenger RNA from Aspergillus puulaauensis, 1029 nucleotides. RefSeq names its product isocitrate lyase/PEP mutase family protein. Lineage: Eukaryota; Fungi; Ascomycota; Eurotiomycetes; Eurotiales; Aspergillaceae. The coding region runs from base 1 to 1029 and encodes 342 amino acids. The record is from RefSeq and is a predicted model, not a curated record. Gene Ontology annotation, molecular function: catalytic activity. The transcript has 3 exons.